AAAAAAAGAAAAAAAAAUCUCCACCGAGAUUAACCGUGAGGGCAUUUCCGACAUUAAGAAAGAACGUCAUCGCUGGAGUCCGUUUUGCCUGUCUGUCAGUCAAUCAAUAAUCAUACUUCAUUCAGCAAAAGGGUCAUCAUAAUCAACGAUGGUCAAUUCUCAAAUCUAAAGCGGAACACACAGAUUCCCCAAACAGUAACUACUGAAGAACAAGUAGUAGUAGUAAAAGAAGGGUUGAGGAGAUUUGAAGGAAAACAAUCAAUGGCGAGGAGGCCGGACGAGGAGUACGAUUACUUGUUCAAGGUGGUUUUAAUCGGAGAUUCCGGCGUCGGCAAAUCCAACUUGCUUUCUCGCUUCACUCGUAAUGAAUUCUGUUUGGAAUCUAAAUCCACCAUCGGCGUCGAAUUCGCCACCCGCACGCUUCAAGUUGAAGGAAGGACCAUAAAAGCUCAGAUUUGGGACACAGCUGGGCAAGAGAGAUACCGAGCCAUAACCAGUGCUUAUUACAGGGGUGCUCUUGGAGCUCUUCUGGUAUACGAUGUUACAAAACCAACUACAUUCGAUAAUGUAAGCCGGUGGCUGAAGGAGCUGAGGGAUCAUGCAGAUUCGAACAUCGUGAUCAUGCUUAUUGGUAACAAGACUGACCUGAAGCAUCUAAGAGCAGUUGCUACCGAGGAUGCUCAAAGUUUUGCUGAGAAAGAAGGCCUUUCUUUCAUUGAAACGUCGGCUUUAGAAGCAACAAAUGUGGAAAAAGCUUUCCAAACAAUUCUUGGAGAGAUAUACCGUAUAAUUAGCAAGAAGUCACUUUCUUCAGGUGAGCCGGCCGCAAACAUCAAAGAAGGACAAACUUUAGUGGUGGAAGCCGAGGACACCAACGCCAAGAAGCCCUGCUGUUCUUCCUGAUGCAGUAAACCCCUUCGUGCCAAUCUUUAGCGCUGAAUACUGAUUGCAUAUUGUAUUUGAUUGAUUGUCCUUUUUCAUUUUCUUUGUAAAACUUCAAAGCAAUGUUUUUUUUUGGGGUCCCCUUCUGUUGGUUUAUUUAUUGUAGUUACAUAUGUUGUCGUCAAAUGGUGAAAACUGUCUACAGAUUGUAUUGUGCUGUUACAUAAUUAGUUAGAAAUUUGACAAGAAAGGCUACAUCCGCAACUGGGUUCCCAUCUUUGAGGUUUGAAGUCUAUCAUUAGAUAGCUCGUGUCCCCUGAAUUCAAGAAAUAGUGAAGGCUGAAUCCUGUUUGUGCAAUUUUAACACAUGUAACUAUUGAAUCAACCCCUUUUCAUAAAAAAACUACUGAAUCAACC
This is a messenger RNA of Oldenlandia corymbosa var. corymbosa, 1299 nucleotides long. The record is from the annotation of a GenBank genome assembly. NCBI's taxonomy places the organism in Eukaryota, Viridiplantae, Streptophyta, Magnoliopsida, Gentianales, Rubiaceae.